Messenger RNA from Paraphaeosphaeria sporulosa, 920 nucleotides. Its product is annotated as RTA1 like protein. NCBI's taxonomy places the organism in Eukaryota, Fungi, Ascomycota, Dothideomycetes, Pleosporales, Didymosphaeriaceae. Bases 1 to 816 code for a protein of 271 amino acids. Gene Ontology annotation, cellular component: membrane. The record is from RefSeq and is a predicted model, not a curated record. The transcript has 2 exons.
AUGAUCUUACUCAGGGACCGCAGUAAUCUGUACGGACACUAUGUUCCAUCACAGGGCGCUGCCAUCUUCUUUUUGAUAUUCUUCGGAAUCUUAACCUUGAUUCACGUCUUCUUUAUCUACUCUCGAAAACGGAAGUUCCCCAUAAUCAUCGUGAUCGGAGGCCUUUUCGAAGUCAUCGGACAUGCAAGCCGUGCCUAUUCACGACAUCACUUGAGCGAGAUCGUACCCUUUUCGAUUCAAAUCAUUUUGAUCCUCCUCGCACCUAUACUUUUCGCUGCCGGUAUCUACAUGUUCCUCGGACGUCUCAUUCGAUCCUCCGGCUGUCCAAACCUGAGCCCUAUCCGCACCACUUGGAUAACGAAGAUCUUCCUCUGCGGUGACAUCUUUUGCUUCCUGGUCCAGCUGGCCGGUGCCAGCAGGCUUAUCAAGCCAAAGACGCAGAAGGACGUUAAACUGGGCGAGAAUAUAAUCCUCGGUGGUCUUGUAUUGCAGAUUAUCAUCUUCCUAUUCUUUGUGGUAAUCGCAGCCAUCUUCCAUCGACGAUAUCGAAGGGAUAAGCAAGCUUCGGAGAGCAAUGGCUUGUUGCAACAGCAGUUGUAUACUCUGUAUGUUUGCAGCGGAUUGGUCUUGGUUCGAAGCAUAUUUCGCCUGCUUGAAUACAAAACUGGACAAAAUGGCUACCUCAUGUCGCACGAAUGGCCCGCAUAUACGUUCGACGUUGCUUUGAUGGCAGCCGUCAUGGCGAUAACGCUCAACUGGUACCGCGGAUCCUUGGAACCUGACAAUGGUGGGGCAUAUAGUCAGGAGCUGCGGUGAUUCUGACACGGAAAAUCUUCUGGGGAAAAUUGUAAUUAGGUUUCAGACAUCUGCGGUGAGAGUAGCCACGUUUUUGUAUCGUGCCAUAUGUGAAAGCGUCAUUG